GGGCACCAGUCUGCCUUUAUUCCUUGAGAGAAAUCGAAACCCUAAAUAGAGAUUCAUCCUUUUCUUUCUACAACCUCCGCCUCCGCAGCCAUGACUAAGCGUACUAAGAAGGCCGGAAUCGUUGGCAAAUACGGAACAAGAUAUGGUGCCAGUCUGCGAAAGCAGAUCAAGAAGAUGGAAAUCAGUCAGCAUUCCAAGUAUUUCUGUGAAUUCUGUGGAAAGUAUGCCGUGAAGAGGAAGGCCGUUGGAAUUUGGGGAUGCAAAGACUGUGGCAAAGUGAAAGCUGGUGGUGCCUACACAUUGAACACCGCUAGUGCGGUCACUGUGAGAAGUACCAUCAGAAGGUUGAGGGAGCAGACAGAGAAUUAGAGCUCAGCAGUCAGCUUCUUUUUGUUCUUGAAGAGUAGCUGUUUAUCUAUCUAUACAGUACAAGGUUUCUUAUUUUGUUUUGAUAAUAGUAGCUUGACAUGGUUAUCCUACAUUUUGCAAUUUAGGUGAUUUAUCUCUUUCUAGAUGUAGUCAUGUUUAAAUUGCUGAAGAAGAUGACAUAUAUGGUUACUUUUAUGAGAUUUUGAACACUUGUGUCAGCUUUUCUGCACAUAUUUGUCCCUCGUACAUGCUUUAAGAUUUUCCUUUUCAUUGUUUUCGA
Messenger RNA from Papaver somniferum (opium poppy), 649 nucleotides. Its product is annotated as 60S ribosomal protein L37a-like. Bases 91 to 369 code for a protein of 92 amino acids. The record is from RefSeq and is a predicted model, not a curated record. The transcript has 5 exons. Lineage: Eukaryota; Viridiplantae; Streptophyta; Magnoliopsida; Ranunculales; Papaveraceae. Gene Ontology annotation, molecular function: structural constituent of ribosome. Gene Ontology annotation, cellular component: ribosome. Gene Ontology annotation, biological process: translation.